Molecule: messenger RNA, 209 nt
Organism: Scutellospora calospora
Lineage: Eukaryota; Fungi; Glomeromycota; Glomeromycetes; Diversisporales; Gigasporaceae
Source: the annotation of a GenBank genome assembly
AAAAUUGUAAAGAGAUGAAUCAAAAUAAAUGUAAUGAUAUUAGAAAUAUUUUAAAAAAUGUUCAACUGACUAAUUUACAAGAGGAUAAUUUGCAAUACCAAACUGGUAAUAAUAAUAAUAGUCUAAUUACAAAUGAAAAAGAAAUCAAACCUAUUUUAUUAUCUAUUGGAGAAAAAGCAUUUAUCAAUUGUCAACUGCUUAAAGCAUGA